Macroventuria anomochaeta is the source of this 847-nucleotide messenger RNA. RefSeq lists its product as uncharacterized. The record is from RefSeq and is a predicted model, not a curated record. The coding region runs from base 146 to 607 and encodes 153 amino acids. The transcript has a single exon. Lineage: Eukaryota; Fungi; Ascomycota; Dothideomycetes; Pleosporales; Didymellaceae.
GCUCUAGUACGGGUACUUGCUGAUAGGGCUCACACUAGUGCAGGAGAAGAAACACGACCCAACGUCCCCACCAUAAUCAAUAUCAGCAACCACGGUGCGAGAACCCUUCUAAAAUAGCAAUUAUGAGGUGGCAAGUGUGCGUUCCAUGGUGCAGAGCAAAUUAUGCCUGCAAUCUAUGAGCCCUGCCAUAUCUUUGCAGAAUGGUCAGCAUGAGAGGCAAGAUGGUGUUCGCUCGAUGGCUUACAUCUCAUCACGUCCCAGUACGCACCAGCAUCCCCUGACUGCUGCAUGCAUGCCGAUACCUUCCGGCUUGAUGAUUGGCUUUAUCAAAAGUUGGUUUUACGAGUUGCUAGGGCAAUUGACCUAUCAUAUCCCAAGCUCGGCUGCAUUGUGCUUGCCUUUUCGAGCGAGCGUGCUCUCACCCACAUACCACGAGACCCACUCUUACGAGAACUUGCCGUCGGUGGAGGAAGAUGCAGGUCAUCACCAGCAUCACCAGCCCCAGGGACUAUCAAGGAACGAAGUCGGAGUCUUCUCCACCCCGUUACCUAGCGUAUGCAACCUUAACCGUCGUUCGAGCUGCAUGGAGCUCCAGAAGGGUGGGUGAGUGUUUAGUGGCUCACCCAGAAGAUGCAUAUUAGGAUCGACUCCCCCUCUCGAAUUGACCUGUUUCCCAUCAGCCAUAAAAGGUCGUUCCAGCAACAGCUGUAACUCGCUCUCUACGGUUGCACAUUUACUUUCGUUCACCACCCGUGCCUCACUCGUUCGAGCACUGGACCAACCGUCACUGGCAACAGGAUGAAGGUCACUACCACAUUAUUCGCCCUCAUGGGCGCGGCUGUCGCUG